Messenger RNA from Erigeron canadensis, 1204 nucleotides. Its product is annotated as phytol kinase 1, chloroplastic. Gene Ontology annotation, biological process: vitamin E biosynthetic process. Gene Ontology annotation, cellular component: chloroplast. Lineage: Eukaryota; Viridiplantae; Streptophyta; Magnoliopsida; Asterales; Asteraceae. The record is from RefSeq and is a predicted model, not a curated record. Bases 54 to 998 code for a protein of 314 amino acids. The transcript is spliced from 6 exons. Gene Ontology annotation, molecular function: phytol kinase activity.
AAAUACACAAAAUAUAUAAAAAUAAAAAAUUAUCAUCCAUCAUCAUCUACCACAUGGCUACAACAACACACCUUGUAUACUACUUUUCCUCUAUUAAUCCAAAACUCCGCCCUCCUCCUCUUCCUCCUAGACAUACUUGCCGUCUAUAUUCAUCUUUCCUCACCCCCAGAUAUCCAAUUUGUUAUCAACCUUCUGUUGUUGAUGAUGUUCCAAAUCAUCAUCAACUUCGUCGUCUUUUUUCACCCUGUGCUUUCGCCGGCGAUGUUUCCGGUCAUCUGCUCCAGGACGCCGGUGCCACGUUUCUUAUCGUUGCCGGAGCCUAUGCUCUUGUUUCUGGUUUUGAUUAUCUCACUCAGCAACAAAUCAUCCAACAGAGUUUAAGCAGAAAGCUGGUUCAUAUAUUAUCCGGAUUGCUUUAUAUGGGAAGCUGGCCACUUUUCAGUGGUUCAACAGAUGCUCGCUAUUUUGCUGCUUUAGUUCCCUUAUUGAAUUGUGCAAGGCUUCUUGUUCAUGGUUUUUCACUGGUAACCAAUGAAGAUCUUAUAAAAUCAGUCACUCGAGAAGGAAAACCAGAGGAAUUGCUUAAAGGACCUCUAUAUUAUGUUUUGAUGUUAAUUGUAUGCUCUCUUUUCUUCUGGCGUGAGUCACCAGUCGGUGUGCUUGCACUGUCAAUGAUGUGUGGCGGCGAUGGCAUUGCUGAUAUCAUGGGUAGAAGAUUUGGAACCCACAAAAUUCCGUACAACUUACAAAAGAGUUGGUGCGGUAGCAUCUCGAUGUUUAUAGUUGGUUUUCUAAUCUCGAUAGGGAUGCUAUACUACUUUUCAAUCUUCGGUUACUUAGAGCUAGACUGGAGUUCGACAAUUGAAAGAGUGGCACUGGUGGCACUGGUUGCAACAUUGGUGGAGUCACUCCCUACAAAAGGAGGCAUAGAUGACAAUAUCUCUGUUCCUCUGGCAAGUAUGGCAACUGCAUAUUUGAGUUUUGGCUUCCAAGUGUAAUAUGCUAUUUUCUUGCAAGUGCAUCCUUUUUCUUGAGUAAUGAUUUUUUAUAUACAAAAUGAAAAUAAAUAAUCUUUGAAUAACUCUAGAAUAGGAGUAUUUAUUGGCAGUUCAAAUGUAAUUUAAUAGCAAUCGAUAAUUUCAUUAACGGUGUAGUUUUCCUGAUUUGAAGUGAUCAAUGGAUUUAAAAUAGUACAAUGCAUCAA